Messenger RNA from Aspergillus bombycis, 2457 nucleotides. Its product is annotated as nitrogen permease regulator 3 family protein. The record is from RefSeq and is a predicted model, not a curated record. The coding region runs from base 1 to 2457 and encodes 818 amino acids. Gene Ontology annotation, biological process: positive regulation of autophagy; TORC1 signaling; negative regulation of TORC1 signaling. NCBI's taxonomy places the organism in Eukaryota, Fungi, Ascomycota, Eurotiomycetes, Eurotiales, Aspergillaceae. The transcript is spliced from 2 exons. Gene Ontology annotation, cellular component: GATOR1 complex.
AUGUCGUCGAUCGCACGACCGCCAGACCCAUGUCUGGUCGCGAUUAUCUUAAUCGUGCGCUCCCGCGCCGGCCCUCGCUUCGUGUUCCAUUAUCCCCCCAACCCCCUCAGUGAGAACGGCCUCCGCCCAGCACCCAAAGGCCGUCGCCCCUCACGCGCCAAAUCCGCCAAGAGCAACGACUCCAGUUCCAGUGAAGAGUCCGGGUCGACGUCCGACGAAGACGAGGAGGAGUCGCAUGCUCAGAGCCAGAAUGCCAGCUCGACACAUCUCGCCGGAAGCGCUUUGUCGGCUGGCCGACGGUGGAGUAAUUUUGGUCUCGAUGAUCAUGGUUCCAUGGCUGCUUCGCCUGGAGGGGACUCGCAGCGGGCUGGGUCCAUAGGGUCGAUUCGUGGGAUGCGGAAGCGUGCGGGCAAUUCGGACGUCGAGGAUGAUCCCGGGGCCGGGUCGGAUAGACAAGAGGAUGGGGCGGGGGGUUCAGGAGGGGGGCUCCGGCCACCGUGGGAGUCGCUGCUUGGUUUACAGGCUGACGUUUGGGAGAAGUUGCUGAGCCCGUCUCGGUCGUGGCAUAAGCGGCGGUUUGAGGUCGGAAUCAAUGACCUGGCGUUUGUGGGGUGGCCGGUCUUUGUUCGAGAGGAUGGGACUUGGAGGAAACAGCGAAGGAAGAAGAAGAAGACCAAACCGGAGUGGGAAGGAGGCGAACUUGGCCAUAAUGAAUCACCCGAGGAUUCGCGCGAUGAUGCCGAUGAGGCUAUCUCUGCCUCGACGGAAACCUUGAGCCCGCAUACAAUGACCGCAUCAGAUUCUCAACGGGCUUCGAUGGGAAGCAUCAAGAGUUCACGGACGCUAAGUGAGAUGCUGGAUGGUGACGAUAAGGAUUCGAUGACCAUGUUCAAUGUGGUGUUUGUAUUGGACCCGCCGCUGUUGGAAUACUCCAUGCGCAUCCGAGAGAUCUACGACAAUAUCAUCAAGAAGUUUGCGAAAGCACUGAAGUGGGAGCAGGCGCGAACGGACUACGUCUGGCGGGAGGCUCAGCAUAUUUCGCAUAUCAAGGAAAAAUCGAAAGAAACAAGAACGUCUGUCAAUUCGCUCUACUCCGAACUCAUCAACCAUUCCUCCCUAGCAAGGGCAAUAUACACAGUCUACAGUAACAUUUCGGCUUCCAAGAUCGCAUCCGUUUCGCUGAGCCCGGACGUAUCUAUUUCGCUUCAAAUCCCACCUCUUACCUCAACGCCUUAUCUCCCUGGGCCAAGCGACAAAGCGUACCCAGGUCUCUGGCUUACAACAGCAGAUAGCGUUACACCCGCUGAUGACCCGACCGCUGAUGAAAACACUGCUCCACAUCAAGUGCUAGCUAAACACUUUGCGUUACUGUUGCUUAGUGACGAGGCGACAAUCCUCAAGGACGUCGAAGCAUCAGGAGGUGCUCUAGCUCCCGCCCUUGCUCACUACAUCCGAUGUUCAAAGCCAACGAAAUCAUUUGCCCAAAUAUCUGCUUUGUCAGGGAUACCGCUUUCCACCAUACAGAUGUUGGCGAGCCAUCUCGUGUACUGGAGGCGAGCACGCGCCAUCCCGCCACUCCACCAGCGGGAUGUAUAUUUUGUCUCUCCGAACUGUGACCUCAGCAAACUAGAAGUAGCGACCGCCGCAUAUCAAUUGGCGUUUCCAACCCUUCCCAGUCUACCGAAGAUGCUGUCGGCGUUGAGUGGCACGCCUAGGCCCUACGGGAGCUUUAUUCCGAGUAAGGACCAUAAAGAGGCCUAUUUUGCGAUCCUAGCAUGGUUAUUACGGGGAGGAUGGGUGACUCAACUCCGAACGUUUGCGCGAGUCAAGGUGUCUCCAGAGAUUAAGAUGGCCGUGGAGAGGGCUCUUCGACGUGAGGAAGUGGAUAAAUACCUCAGCAAACGAGGAUCGUCCAUAGUCUCCGACAAUAGCAAAUACAAUGGCAAUGCAUCAGAGGAGGACGACGAUGAUGCUAGCUCGUCUUCAUCGUCCUCUCUCGCAAGCCAAGAUAGCGGCGAGGAAACGCCAAUGCCUGGCCGGUAUAAACCUGACAGCAAACUAGACCUCUCGCAUUCGCUCCUAGACCAUGACACCUCCCUGAAAACGGCAUCUUUGAUUCUGUUCCCCCAUCGCGCCCCGCCGCUAGAGUCUCGGUGGCUCGAUGAGAUCGUUUCACGAUUCCCUAAACAGCCCCGGUUCGCUCUGAGGGGACGAGCUAACAUCGACGAGAACGACCCGGAAUAUGCAGGGCUUCGAACUGCAAUGAAGGACUUGUGGCCGGUCUACAUUAAGUACUUCAACGGAAUGGAUGCCCUCGAGAAGGUUCCCGUGCGUGAGAACCUCAAGCGCAAACUGGUGUGGCAGGUCCUCACGCGCCUGGGACUGGUCACCAGCUCGCAGUCAUCCAUCGAAUUGAACACCAAUGAACAGGUGCUGGUCGGUGUGAGACAUUGGUAG